GCAGCCUUCACCGUAGGGACGUUUUUACCGUUGCACCACUGAUGUAACUUUCAUUUCCUCAUCGUUAAGGGUCAUACACACGAGAACAGUUCGUAAAGAGUCCAAUUUACGAAGCCGAAACUAAAUACAAUCACUCAAAUUCAUUUUAAUGAUGCUACGGGCGCUGUGUCGGACUGGCGGGGCCCUUCUGCAGCAGACCCAGCGUGCGGCGCCGAGGCUGUGGGUCACCCCGGCCCAGCAGCGAUGGGCGUCCGGCCUCCCCAUGAACACCGUGGUCCUGUUUGUGCCGCAGCAGGAAUCCUGGGUGGUGGAGAGGAUGGGUCGCUUCCACCGAAUCUUAGAGCCGGGUUUAAACUUCCUCAUACCUGUAAUGGACCGAAUUAGCUAUGUGCAAAAUCUCAAAGAGAUGGUCAUCGAUGUCCCGGAGCAGUCUGCAGUAUCUCUAGAUAAUGUAUCGCUACAGAUUGAUGGAGUGCUUUACCUAAGGAUCCUAGACCCUUACAAGGCCAGUUACGGUGUGGAGGAUCCUCAAUAUGCCGUCACACAGCUGGCACAGACCACCAUGAGGUCUGAACUGGGCAAACUCACACUGGACAAAGUGUUCAGGGAAAGGGAGUCCCUCAAUUCCAACAUUGUCCAGUCCAUCAACCAAGCCUCAGACGAGUGGGGGAUCCGUUGCCUGCGUUAUGAAAUCAAAGAUAUUUAUGUUCCCCCUCGGGUAAAAGAGUCCAUGCAGAUGCAGGUGGAGGCUGAGCGUAAGAAGAGAGCCACAGUGCUGGAGUCUGAAGGGACGAGGGAGGCGGCCAUUAACAUCGCCGAGGGUCAUAAACAAGCCCAGAUCCUGGCCUCCGAGGGAGAGAAAGCAGAGCAGAUCAAUAAUGCGUCUGGAGAGGCUCAAGCAGUGUUGGCCAAAGCAGAGGCUAAGUCUAAGGCUAUCCGUAUGCUGUCAGACGCUCUGACCGAGCAGAAUGGAAACGCGGCGGCCUCCCUUAGCGUGGCUGAGCAGUACGUGUCAGCUUUCUCCAAACUCGCCAAAGAGACCAACACCAUCCUCCUGCCCUCCAGCGCCGGGGACAUCAGCGGCAUGGUCACACAGGCAAUGACCAUUUACAGCUCAUUGGCAAAGACGAGCACACAUGUAGUGGAGGAGAAGAAGAGUGAUGAUGAUGGGAACAAACCACAUCAAUAGCAGGACUCAGCGGACACAGAAUGAACUCUACUGACACAGAACCACAAGCAGCUACAGUUAUGUUUUCAGUUAUUGGGACUCCAGGGCAUCGCUGUGAGAAAAGCUUCACACAGCUUCAACUGACAGGACAGAAGGAAAACUGACAACUUUAAACACUUCAGGAAUGUUUUGUCUUGGGGGAAAUCAUGUCCUGUUUCAGAGGAUUUCUAAUCUUCACUGACUAUUCUUUACGUUUAGUUAUUGUCUGAUUGGGAAAUGAACACAUUUUUAGCCAAAUAUACUCACAACAGUGACUUUGGCUGGCUGGCGAGAGGGAGAAAUAGAUGUCAGGUUUUUGGGAUUCACCAGCUUCUGGGUGCAAAAUACUGUCGUGCAGUAAUGAUAUACCAUCAUACGUUAAUUAUUUGUACUUACAUGACCUCAAUUGGACUUAAAGGUUUCAAAAUAUAAUUAAAACACACCAUUUUGUUAAAUGUAUUUGACUUUUGAUACUGAUAUCGAGGGCUGUCUUACAUAAGCUUUCAGGUUUGUAAUAAUGUCUUCAGCCUUAUUGGGACCAGCAGCUUUGAGUUACAUGUGAUGUCUGACUGUUUGCUUCAUAAUGCUGAUAAGUUUUACAAAAUUAAGUUGAUUCACAAAAAGCAUCUCCCUAAAAACAACCCUUAUCCAGUAUCUACUUAUAUUAUUUAACAAUACCUUAUUAGUUCAUUGUAAAUACACAGCUGGCCCUAUAGGAACAAAUGUCCCAUCAUUUUUUUUUUUUUUAUUCACCUUCUAUGUCAUGAGGUUCAUGAAGUACAAGAAACAAAGAUUUGUGAAGUGGAAUUAGACUAAGUACGUUUGAAAAUAUACACGUUAGAAGAAUACUGCAUAGACGAUCCUAAAGAAACAAUUGGACUUCUUCAGAUGUUAUGUUUGGGAACCCUUGACUGUUUAUGAAUGAAAUCUUACAUUAUAAUUAGAAAAAAUACAUUAAAGUUGACCUCCAUGUUAAGGGUCACUUUUUUUGGUUCGCCAAUGUACAAUUACCAUGACAAUGCAAUGUAAAAAAGGUGUUUAAUUUGGUCUGAGUGUCAAUAAAUACAUUUAUAAAUGUU
This is a messenger RNA of Trematomus bernacchii (emerald rockcod), 2286 nucleotides long. Its product is annotated as stomatin-like protein 2, mitochondrial. NCBI's taxonomy places the organism in Eukaryota, Metazoa, Chordata, Actinopteri, Perciformes, Nototheniidae. The transcript has 10 exons. Gene Ontology annotation, cellular component: membrane. The record is from RefSeq and is a predicted model, not a curated record. The coding region runs from base 149 to 1189 and encodes 346 amino acids.